AGGCAGAAUACACGCGAGAGAGAAUUCUGAUAGGCGACUUCCGGCGAUUCCUUGGCGAUUUCUUAGCGAAUCCGACGAUUUCCUCUCUUUUUCCGAUUAGAUGGAGACUUCAAGUUCUAGUGAGCAAUUAUUAUAUGGACCCGAAGACCCGUCCUUGCUAAAUUUACAGAAACAUCACAUUUCACAUAAACUCAUGAAAGAGGGCACAACCCAAGUAUUUAAAGUCCGAAGGACAGAAAGCAAGACUUGGGACGUCGAAAUUCACGAGAAUGUUAGAUAUUGGCUUGACGUCUUUGGUUUCAAAGGCGUGAUCGAUUGUGGGAAGCCCAUGAAGGUGGACAACGAGCUGAUCACGGCGUUGAUUGAGCGUUGGAGACCGGAGACGCACACUUUCCAUCUACCGAUCGGUGAGGCGACGAUCACCUUGGAAGAUGUGCAAGCCAUUUGGGGCUUGAGGGCGGAUGGUCGCGUUUUCACAGGGCGUGACUAUCAUGACAACUUUUCAGACUGGACCAGCAAGUGCCGCGAUCUGUUGGGAUGGAUACCAGAUACUUCCACAGAGACAAAGCAAGGCGGUUUGCUGAUGACCGCACUGAUCAACCAGACAAGGAUGCCUCUGGGUGAUGACCUACCUAUGUACGUAUACAUCCAAAGGGCACGUAUCCAUGCCCUAAUUUUAUUAGGAGGUCUCAUUCUGCCGGACACCACGGGGUGUAAGGUGCCAUUUAUGUGGUUGAAUGGGCUUGGGGAUCCAGAAGAGGUGAAGAAUAUUAGUUGGGGAAGUGCGGCAUUGGCCUACCUUUAUCAUUAUAUGUGCGAGGCUUCCAUGGAUAAGAGAAAAGAGUUGGGCGGGCCUAUGAUGCUUCUGCAGCUAUGGGCGUGGGAAAGAAUGCCCACAUUGAGGCCUGCGUUCAUUGGACCAGUUGUACACGAGCCAUAUACACCAUGUGGCGCCAGGUAUAUAUCUAAAUAUUUAUUUAUUAAUUUAUAUUGGAUUAUUUGCUUACAUCAAAUAUAUGUACAGGUGGAAAGGAACAACGCAGAUAGGAAAUGCUCCUAGACAUUCGGUUGAGCAUU
Salvia splendens (bonfire salvia) is the source of this 1077-nucleotide messenger RNA. RefSeq names its product serine/threonine-protein phosphatase 7 long form homolog. The transcript is spliced from 2 exons. The record is from RefSeq and is a predicted model, not a curated record. Bases 101 to 1060 code for a protein of 319 amino acids. NCBI's taxonomy places the organism in Eukaryota, Viridiplantae, Streptophyta, Magnoliopsida, Lamiales, Lamiaceae. Gene Ontology annotation, biological process: meristem maintenance; meristem development.